AUGUCAUCGGGCACGCUCUACAUAAGGGACUCGCGGACUGAUGGGCGGUACGAGAUUCCAAUCCGAAAGAACUCCAUAUCGGCAGUCGACUUCAAGCGGAUAAAGGCUUUAGGGGCUGGAACAAAUCGCGCCGACCAGAUCUCAGGCGGACUGAGAGUGCAUGAUCCAGGGCUACAGAAUACGACUGUGCUUGAGUCAGCCAUCAGUUUCUCAGAUCAUGAGCGAGGCCUUCUUCUCUUUCGCGGCUACAGCUUGGAAGAACUGUGGACUAGCGACUUCGAGGAUAUGAUGUAUCUGCUCGUAUGGGGUUCAUAUCCGACACCGCCGCAGAAGGAGCAGCUUCGAUCCAAAUUGGCCGCGCAAAUGCUUGCCGUGCCUGGGACCGUCCAAAUGGCUAUACGAGCCUUGCCCAACACCACUCCCCCACUAGCACUCAUGCUAGCAGGCCUAUCCACCUACCUAUCAUGCAUACCGGACUCUAUUCCCGCUUCAACCAACGCGCAUCAAUAUCGAGCCAAUCGGGAAAACGUGGACAACGCCAUUCUACGCACGGUGGCGGCGUACGCAGUUGUGUUCGGAAUCGUCGCCAGCCACCGCAAGGACAUCCCCUUCACCCCACCAUCUCAUGACAGGACGUACUGCGAGAACCUCUUCACCAUGGCCGGACUGAUUGACGCAGCGACAGGAACUCCAGACCCAGUCAAGCUUUCCUGCUUCCGCCGCUUUGCCAUGCUCAACGCCGACCACGGCAUGGCGCUAACCGUCUUCUCCGCGCUCGUUACUGCCUCGUCGCUUACGGACCCAGUUUCAUGCCUCAUCGCAUCAGUCGCAUCAGCUUGGGGCCCACUGCACUUUGGCGCAACAGAGUCUGCUCAGCGUGCCUUGGCAGAGAUCGGAACGGAGGCCGGAAUCCCCGCUUUCCUAGACGAAGUCAAACAGGGUCACAAAAGGCUAUUCGGAUAUGGCCACCGCGCGUAUAAGGGGAUUGACCCCCGAGUGCGUUUUGUCCAGUCAAUCCUUGAGGACCUACCGCCCACUCCUCUCAUGAAACUAUCCGAGGCCAUUGAGCGUGCUGCAUCGGGGGACAACUACUUUCGGAGUAGAGGGCUAUACCCCAAUGCGGACUUUUAUGGGAAUUUCGUUUUUACGGGAGUAGGAUUCGAGGUCGAGAUGAUCCCGGCGGCUAUGCUUGCGCAGCGAAUCAUGGGCAUCAUGGCACAUUGGCGGGAGUACAUGCGUGAGUUUUCACUUGUUCUCCCAGUUACGCUGCAACGGCGAUGCACCAUCGGGAAAUUACGUCUGUUCUAA
Molecule: messenger RNA, 1308 nt
Organism: Aspergillus mulundensis
Lineage: Eukaryota; Fungi; Ascomycota; Eurotiomycetes; Eurotiales; Aspergillaceae
Product: putative citrate synthase
Exons: 4
Coding region: 1-1308 (435 amino acids)
Biological process (GO): tricarboxylic acid cycle; carbohydrate metabolic process
Cellular component (GO): mitochondrial matrix
Source: RefSeq, a predicted model, not a curated record